AUGAGCUCUUCUGCCCCUUCGAAGAACUCUGCUGGUAUGAGCUUGACGAUCCGACCCUCGACCACUGCCAGCCUCGGUGGUCUCCCGCUCAGGUCGACUUCAACAUUGACGGCAACUCCCGCUCACUCCCCCGCGUCUCAACAGGCCCCAGCGCCCGCUCCUGCCCCAGGAUUUGGCACCUCAUUCGUCUUGUCUUCUUCUCGUUCCAAUCAUCUCCGUCUACUCUCGCCAGAAGCUAUCGCGCGCCAUGCUCUCGGUUCGCCUUCUGUACCAGUCCGCGGGCCGCCGCGAUUGGCCGAGGGGUUCAUACCCUUCCCCGCCCCUGCUCCUCCUGCCGCCGACGAUCCACGAGUAGUCUUUGCGAACACUACCCCGGAAACACAUCGCUCGCCAUCGAAGAGCUCUGAACCUGCCUAUACUCAUACGUACGGAUCGGGUUACAUUGCACAUUCGAAUGGGGCAGGCCCGGGUCCAAGUACGGCGGCGGCAUGGCGAGGGGCUGCUGGGGCUGGACGACUCAGCACGAUCCAAGAAGGAAGCUCGCACAGGAGCCUCUCACCACCUCCCGCCGCAGUCCCUGCGCCGCUGUCGAUCUCACGCGAGUCUUCACGGACGACGACGACGACGACGACGACGACCUCUGAUGGCGGUGUAUCCGCCGCAUCAGCUGCAACGUCGCCUAUCAGCGCUGUCUCAGAGCUCAGCGGCAGCGCUGAUAUCAGUGUCGGCGCCUCGACGAAGAUCAAGAGUAUACGUUCGAGACCGACGCAGAAGCCGUGGGCGCCAUCUCCCGCUCGUGGGAAGAGCGUUGAUGCUUCGUUGAGUUUCGCGGAUUUCACGGUGUGGAAUGUGAGGAGCGAGGACUUCGGACAGUCAAAGAAAGAAGCCCGAAGGAAUUGCGCUGAUUCAUCGCCAUCGACUGCUGGAUCGGGUUCGACUGGUCCGCAACCGGAGCUCGUACGUCAACGCGAAGAAGACGAUAACUUUGGGCGUGAGCUUGACGAGCUCGAGAGCGUUGUCUCGGAUAUGAGCGAGAAGCUUGCGGCGCUGCACUUUGUCGGCCGAGAAGAUCUGCUAUCUCCUGAUAGUGGCGAGUCGCUAGAGGCGAGCAAGACGAAGGACAGGGAGAGGGAGAAGAGUAGGAGGGAGAGGAGGGAGGCGAAGCGUAUGGUGGAGAAGGAUGCUGCACCAGAGACUCCGAUCAAGAGCAAGAGCCCCCAGCGGCCGCCUCUCUCGAGGAAGUCGAGUUCAUCAGGCGCAUCGGGUCUGUCGGCUUCUUCCGCACGCUUCAGAGCAGGGCCCGCACCGCCGCUCGUCUUUAGCGCGUCAUGA
Molecule: messenger RNA, 1332 nt
Organism: Peniophora sp. CBMAI 1063
Lineage: Eukaryota; Fungi; Basidiomycota; Agaricomycetes; Russulales; Peniophoraceae
Source: the annotation of a GenBank genome assembly